Molecule: messenger RNA, 1271 nt
Organism: Erinaceus europaeus (western European hedgehog)
Lineage: Eukaryota; Metazoa; Chordata; Mammalia; Eulipotyphla; Erinaceidae
Gene: KXD1
Product: KxDL motif containing 1
Exons: 5
Coding region: 287-883 (198 amino acids)
Biological process (GO): lysosome localization
Cellular component (GO): BORC complex
Source: RefSeq, a predicted model, not a curated record
GGGGCGGCGACUCCGGGAACGUGGGGCGGGGCUUGCUGGGGACGCCUCGGCUCUCACGCACGGCGCGUGCUGACGUCACGGGCGCCAUCCCGGAAGCGCUACGGGGCCGCCAGAUGUGCAGGUGGGGAGUGGGGGCUCGAACCCGGGUCUUUGCACGCGUGGUGACACCUGCAUUCAACCGGAUGUGCCGCCGCCCAGCCCCAGAUUCCGUCUUUUAAACCCACUUUAAAGGGGGCCGGAGGAGAGAGGAGACGCACCGACACCCAGCACCCGCAGCCCUGGGGACAUGGAGCCGGCGGACUCGGCCUCCCGUGCCUUCUGCAGCCACAUGCUCAGCAUGGUGAACGAGGAGGACGUGAACGCCAUCAUCCUGGCCCAGAAGAACAUGCUGGACCGGUUCGAGAAGACCAACCAGAUGUUGCUCAACUUCAACGGGCUGGCGGGCGCGCGGCUGCAGCACAUGGCGGAGCGGCUGGGCCAGCACACACGCGCCCUGCUGGACAUGAAGCGCGACCUGGACAGCGUCUUCCGCAGGAUCCGGCUGGUGUCCCCAGAGUGCAGCCAAGCCCGAACCCCCUCGCCAAGCCUGUCUCCCCACAGGACCCUGAAGAGCAAGCUGAGCCGGCAGCACCCCGAGGCCUUCAGCUACAUCCCGGAGGCGUCCUUCCUGGAGGAGGAGGAUGAGGACGCCGUGGCCCCCAGCACCACCACCACCAUCGCCACCUCUGAGCAGAGCUCGGGCUCCUGCGCCACCAGCCCCGACGCCCUGUCCCCGUGCCCGAGCCCCGGCGCUGAGGGCACGCCGCCCCGGCCCCCCUCGCCCGCCCUCAACGGCUGCAGCAGCCCCGGGCACAGGGACGGGGGGGAGAGCCCCAGCGACUAGCCCCCGUGCUCGGCCUGCAGUCAGAGGCCGGGAGGUGUUUCUGCAGAACAAGCAGGCUGGGCCCAGCCUGCCCCGGGUCCCCUCCCUGCCUGGGUGGGGCUCGAACCCAGGGCCUCACUGCUCCGCCCUCUCCACGCCCCUUUGCCGAGACCCUCUCCCCUUCAUCUCUGAAAAGCUUCAUUUGUCGUCGGUGCAGAGAAGACGGACAGCCCCCCUCACACCAUUUCCUGGCCACCUCUGCCAAGGGAACAUUGAACUGGGGGGACUGGGGGUGCAGCUGGGGGGGCGGGUUCGAUCCCCAGCUCCUGUCUCAGCCAGAGCUCAGCGGGGCUCUGUUCUCGGGUCUUGGUCUCCCUCUGUUCCUCUCGUUAUUCAAAACAAGUAUUUA